CGCAACAUCGAUUUUAUCGUGCCCAAGUUGCACGCUCCUCACGUUACCGUCUCGGCCGUCGAAUUCGCAAAGCACAUCCACAACAAUUACCCUGGGCUCAACCUCGUCUUUGAGAGCCAUGUUGCUCACACCAUACACAAAGACUUGCCAUUCCCCAUAUAUUCGGCCGCUCCUGCUGAUGCUACAGCACUGUAUGCCGACAAAAUCGACCUGGUUACCACUAUGGGUGGUGACGGCACCAUCCUACGCGCCGCAAGUCUCUUUUCAAGCCACUUCAGUGUGCCACCAAUCCUGGCUUUCAGUAUGGGCACCCUUGGGUUUCUCGGCGAGUGGAAGUUUGACGAAUACAAACGAGCUUUUCGAGAAUGCUAUAUGAGCGGUUGCAGCGUCUCAACCGAGGAUCUUGGGGAUCCUCAUACCCGAACAGCUACCACCAGGGCCAUCGAUGGUCUGCCAGACCCCGAGGGCUGGGAUAGUGUACGGGGGAAUGGAAAAUGCAUGGGCUUGAACCGUACCUCCAAGAUCCUCCUCCGAAACCGACUACGAGUCGGCAUCUACGACAGCGAAGGCCGCAAUAUCAACGAACACAUACUACCUACAUCCACAGCUGAACCAUCCUUGGGUCUCGAGGGCGAACCAGUGUUUACUGCGCAGUCUUCCACGGCUGGUGCAGCAGGAGGUAGGGGCGGCAACUCACCAUAUUUGCACGCUAUCAACGAAGUCUCGAUCGAUCGUGGAUCGCAUCCUCAUCUCGCCAUCAUUGAUAUAUUUGUCAACGGCCAUUUCCUUACCGAAGCUGUAGCAGACGGUAUCCUUAUUAGCACCCCUACAGGAUCGACAGCAUACUCUCUCUCGGCCGGCGGCUCGAUUGUUCAUCCCCUUGUGAAAUCCCUUCUUAUCACACCUAUUAGCCCGCGAAGCUUGAGUUUCCGCCCUUUGGUCUUGCCACUGCAUACCAAAGUGGUGUUGAGACUCAGCAAGCGGAACCGAGGCAGAGAGUUGCCGGUCUCGAUCGAUGGGAAACGACGCCUAGGGGUGACGAUUGGCAUGGAGGUCCGAGUGGAAGGGGAGAAGCUGGAGAGAACCGAGGAUGGGUGGAAGGGUGGUGUUCCUUGCGUGAUUAGAGCAUCGAACAAAAACGACUCGGAAGGGUUCGGAGAGGACGAUGACUCGUGGGUUGGAGGGUUGAAUGGGCUGUUGAAGUUCAAUUAUCCUUUCGGCUCAGGCUCCUAA
This is a messenger RNA of Podospora anserina S mat+, 1233 nucleotides long. RefSeq lists its product as uncharacterized. Lineage: Eukaryota; Fungi; Ascomycota; Sordariomycetes; Sordariales; Podosporaceae. The transcript has a single exon. The annotation marks the transcript as partial. Gene Ontology annotation, biological process: NADP+ biosynthetic process; NAD+ metabolic process. Gene Ontology annotation, molecular function: NAD+ kinase activity. The record is from RefSeq and is a predicted model, not a curated record.